Messenger RNA from Symphalangus syndactylus (siamang), 1144 nucleotides. RefSeq names its product keratin associated protein 8-1 (gene KRTAP8-1). The record is from RefSeq and is a predicted model, not a curated record. NCBI's taxonomy places the organism in Eukaryota, Metazoa, Chordata, Mammalia, Primates, Hylobatidae.
CACGGUAGCUGUAGAUAGAGAAAAAAAAAAGACUCUCAUGAGUCCCAUUGUACUUGUCUUUCAUAUCCCAGAAAAGAGAAUCCUUGAAGCACGUGAAUACUAAGACAUACUUUAAUUUUGAGAAUUUUGAGAUAAACUCACUAUCCAUUUGUUAUUUUAUUUAUUAAUGUAUUUAACACAUAUUUAUUGAAUUCCAACUGUGUGUUGUGGAAAUUCAGAGAGCAAGAGGACUGCAUAACAGCUAACAACAUCAGAAUAUUUCUUGAUAUUAUAUACCUGCUUACAGAGAGUUAUAUAGGGUCUAUAAGACAGAGUGCUUUGAAGUCCCGGCAAUAAUUUUUUUUUUUUAGGAAGGGAAAUAAUUUGUUUAAAGGCAUCUUCUCUCUGUACUGUAUCACACGAGAGCUUUCUUAAGCCACUGUAAAGACAUCAUAAGCAAGAGCAAAACAGGUUAAUGAGCUUUUUAGAAUGUAAAUUGGUGUCAAGAAUGAAAAUGAGGGCUUUGUGUUUUUCACCACCCACCAGAGCCAGGAUAUAUAAAGAAGGUUCUGAGACUAGGAAUCCAUCCCACUGAGGAAACGCACUCCGUUGCUACCUAAGCCCUCCACUCCCGACACCAUGCUCUGCGACAACUUCCCCGGGGCUGUCUUCCCAGGAUGCUACUGGGGCAGUUAUGGCUACCCACUGGGAUAUAGCGUUGGCUGUGGCUAUGGCAGCACCUACUCCCCAGUGGGCUAUGGCUUCGGCUAUGGCUACAACGGCUGUGGGGCUUUCGGCUACAAGAGAUACUCGCCAUUUGCUUUCUACUGAUUGGCUGAAAUCCCCGAGGCGUAGAAUCUUCUCUCCCUUGAAGGCUGAGCAGCACAUCUCCAGGUUACCCCGUAUCCACUCCUUUAGUCCUCAUUUGCUCAUCAACCUCAGAGACACUGCCUUCCAACUUACCUCGAGUCUCAGGGGAGGAAAAUGAAAAAGCAGACGCUUCCUCAAGCUGCCUCCCCUGGCUGAUGUUCUCUGGGACAUUUUCGGAAACUUGACCUCACACUUGUCAUGCGCUACUUUUGAAUUUUUCAUGACACUCAUGACUUGUCAUGAUGAAGUCAUGGAUAUGUCUAUCAAAAUCUCAAUAAAUUUGUCUCAACUGGUA